Salvia hispanica is the source of this 867-nucleotide messenger RNA. RefSeq names its product glutathione S-transferase T2-like. The record is from RefSeq and is a predicted model, not a curated record. NCBI's taxonomy places the organism in Eukaryota, Viridiplantae, Streptophyta, Magnoliopsida, Lamiales, Lamiaceae.
AUGGACGAUUUCGUCAACUCCCAGAACUGGCAAUUGCCGCCGACACCCGAUCCAAAUGCAACGCCUAGUCCCGGGUUGCCUACCAACAUGGACAUGGAAUCGCCAGUUAGCACUGAUGAGUACGAGAUCAACGAUAUGGAGCCCGCUCAAGGGAGGGGCAAGGGCAAGGGUAAGGUUGCCGAUGAGGAUGGGCCGAAGAAGUAUAGUCCGCAGGAGACAAUGUGGUUGGCCAAGAACUUUGUCGACGUCUCCGAGGACGCUGUGAUCCGGCAACCAGCAAACCGGCAAAGUGUUCUGGCAACGGAUUGUAGAGAACUACGCAAGCAUUGGGGUCGGGUCCAGGCGGAGAUGAACAAGUGGAAUGGCAAGUGGACUAACGUAGUCCGGAUGUGGCCGAGCGGGCAUAUCGAGAUGGACCUUGUGGACAAGGCCAAGGAAGAUUUCUUCGCUGACGGGAAGAAGCACUUCAAGUACUUCGACGUUUGGAAGCCUGUUGAGAAGAGCCCGAAGUACACCGGUGGGGUAGAAGCGGCAACGAAGAGAACCAAAGUUUCCACCGCCGGACACUACUCUUCGAGCGAAGGAGGUCCGCCAAUCGACCUCAACGUGACAGACGACGACUUCUUCCUCUCAUCUCCUGGUACUCAAAGCCGUCCGAUAGGCACAAAGGCGGCAAAGAGGAAAACAAAGAGGAAGGCAACUGCGAGCUACUCCGCUAUGCCGCCGCCACCGCCGCCAAUCCUUCAUGGACAAGAUAUCAGACUCUAUGUCGAAUAUGAGUAUUACGUUGCGGAUGGGCCUGCUGACGGAGUUGACAUCGAGGGAUACCUCGUCAAUGUCGGAGUACGAGCUCGAAUUGCACCGUGA